ACUGCUAGCAUAAAACAUCAACAACUCCGGCCAACUUUCGACCGAAAAACUGACUUAAUAGGCCGAAAUAAACGCAAAACAAUGUGAAAACCUAAACAAAGUUACCGCAGAAUAAUACAAAAGUGAAAAUAAUCUAAGGCAAAGGCCAGGAAAAGCGCCUUGCGAAUCGAGAACGAACGUGUUUGGUUGGCCAGUCUUCGCUGCUUGUUUUUUCUUCAUCUUUUUCGCCACCAAAAAACCAGGCUAACUGUGAUUUUCCGCGGGGUAGGGGGUUCCAGCCAAGAAGGAAACCCGUCGAAAGGAGCGCCCACUUUUGGCAGCAACUUUAAGAUCAACUCCCCUUCAAAUCCAGAAGUGAAAAGGCAACAACAACAAAAAAACAGAUAAAAGGAAAAACUAAAAUAAAACGGGGGCGUCUAUCGCUUGCGCGUGUAUUGGUGGUACGUGCACGUGUGUUUGUGUGCGUGUUAGCCAGAACAAGUUGUGCGCGUGUGUGUGAGUGUGCGAGGGGUUUUUUGAUGUCUGCGCUGCUUUUUUUCCCAGCCGAGGUGAGCACACAGGUGAAUUAUCGGUGCAUUCGGCUGCCUUGGCAACAGUUCCACAACAACAACAACACCGCAACAACCUUUAACCCAUUAAAAUAAUAUAUACCAGCAAUACCCACCACCUACAACCACUAAACACACACAUAUAUAAGCCCAAAACAAAACCGAAUCGAAAAUGCUGCGUUUUCUAAGCCGUCGCAAGGUGCGCAACAACUAUGUGGAUAAUUCCCGCGGGGGCGGCGGCGGACCGGGCGGUUCAGCGGUGGGCGUGGCUGGGGGUGGUGCCGCCACCGCCGGUGGCUCGCAGAUUAAGCCGCAACGCAUCGUGGUCAACAAGAACAAGAUCGACUGCCGCGUCAUUCUGCUGGACAACACUGACCUUUCCAUCGAAUUAUCGAAAAAAGCGCUGGGCAGCUUCCUGUACGAGCAGGUCUUCUAUGCCUUGGACAUCAUCGAAAAGGACUACUUUGGACUACAGUUCAUGGAUGCCAACCACGUCAAGCACUGGCUGGAUCCCACGAAGCCCAUCAAGAAGCAGGUCAAAAUUGGACCGCCCUACACGUUCCGUUUGAAGGUGAAGUUCUAUUCUUCGGAACCGAAUACACUCCGCGAAGAACUCACCCGCUACCUGUUCUUUUUGCAACUGAAACAAGAUCUGCUCGAGGGUCGUCUCGACUGUCCGGAUGACAAGUCCACCGAACUCUGCGCUUUGGCUUUGCAAUCUGAGCUGGGCGACUACGAUAACCAGGAGCAUUCGGCGGCCACCGUCUCGGAGUUCCGAUUCGUGCCCGAACAAACGGAGGACCUGGAGAUAGCCAUAUUGGACGAGUACAAGACGUGCCGAGGUCUCACUCCCGCCCAAGCUGAGACCGCAUUCCUGAACAAGGCCAAGUGGCUUGACAUGUACGGUGUUGACAUGCACACGGUGCUGGGAAAGGAUGGCUGCGAGUACCAUCUUGGCCUAACGCCAACUGGCAUACUCGUCUUCGAGCGAGAUCAGAAGAUCGGCCUGUUCUUUUGGCCCAAGAUCAGCAAGCUGGAUUUCAAGAAAAAGAAGCUGACACUCAUUGUAAUCGAGGAUGACGACGAGGGCAGGGAGCAGGAGCACACGUUUGUCUUCCGGCUGUACAACGAGAAGGCCUGCAAGCACCUGUGGAAGUGCGCCGUGGAGCACCACACCUUCUUCCGGUUAAGGGCGCCCGUGAAGGGUCCCUCCGCCCGUCAGAACUUUUUCCGCAUGGGCUCCCGGUUCCGGUAUUCCGGUCGCACCGAGUUCCAGACCACCCAGCAGAGUCGGGCCAGGAGAACCGUGCAAUUCGAGAGGCGACCUUCACAACGAUUUGCCAGCCGGCAGUCUCACCUGUUGCGCGAACGACAAAAGGCUUCCCAGGAGUCGGCGGCCUCUGCUGUGGCCUCAGUUAAUGCUCGAGCUGCUGCUGCGGCGGCAGCUGCUGCCGCAUCCCAACCGGCUGUCCCAGUGACUCCUUUAGUAUCUUCCCACCUUUCCACCCCAACUUCAAGCAACGAUAACAAUAACGAUGCCUUCGACUCGCUCAUUUCCACGGAUCAGUUCAUCACUGUAACGCCCUCGCCAUCGGUGCUCACUGUCAUCCAAAACUCGGCCAUUAUUGAACCGGAUGCGGCCUGCAGCGGUUCCAUCAGUUCCUCCUCCCAGGCGGCAGCCAACUUCGCUUCGCUGGGCCGCAACUCCCUCAAGUCCAACUUCAGCAACGAGGAUCCGGCAUACAGCAAGAUUGGAUCGAUUGGCAAGGCCGCGGGUCUGACUGUGAAAUUGGAUCCAGACUACACGCCACCGUACUCACCGAAUGCCACCAAGAACUUCGAUGAGACCAAUCCGUUUAGAAAUGCCUCCGCCUCCCAUCACGGCAGCUUUGGCAAGGCUUCCAUUAGCUCCGGCCAGCUCAGUGUUAAGAGCGGCUUGUCGGAUAAAGAUAGAGAGCUAGACUCAUUGCUUAAGUCCAUUGUCAAAGAUCCAUCCCCAUCAGUGCUAGCAAACGAAGCCAUUAAUGAUGCUAACAGUAUCAGGGUGACCAUUAACAAGACCUUCGACAUGGACCACAACACGGAGACACUGAAGCGCCUCUCGAACGCCAACGAGAAGCCCAACAACCAAGUGAAGCUGGCCAAUGUAAGCACCACGGCUCUGCCGCCUGGCAACAUCAAAUGCAAUAUACUGAAGGCUCGCGUUGAGGAGGAACUGGGCGCCGGCGGCAACGCCAAGCUCACCAAUCAGAUGUUUGUGCCGGCCGCCCACAGCAGCAACAUGCACACGAGCAACACGAACAGCAGCAACACCAACAGCACCAGCAUCAGCAGCUCCAGCAACAACCAUGCACACGGCGAUGGACCGGAUUCGCUGAACGCCACCUACAUAUCAGUGGGAGGCGAUAAGCUGACGCUCAGCAUACCGGAACAGAAGCCAUCGACGGGCAGUAGCAGCAGUUCGAGCACCUCGAGCACCACCGCCGCCGCCGCCAACGGGAGUGCACCCUUCAGCAACGCCACCUUUGUGUCCGGAUUCAGUGCACCACUCACUCCGCCGUCGUCGCUGCCGGCGAAUCUGAAUAACACGGGCAGCGGUGGCAAUACCACCCUCACCAGCGUGACCAGCACCACCAGCACCACCGCCACGGAGUCGAUGGCUCCCGCCUUGAGCAACGCUUCGGCCGCCGAAAUACUCAUUAAUGAAAUAUUCAUUAACAACAUCAUAAACAACAAUGCCAGCGGCGGCAUCACCGCCGAAACGGCUGCUAAGCCGGCGGGCAGCUCAACGCCCAGUGCCGGCACCUUGCUCUUCUCCACGCUCAAUGAGCAGGAGCGCCUGGAAUCGCAGAAAACCAACCAGCAGAUGAAUCAGAAUUUGAAUCUGAAUCAUGGCCGCAGCGAAGUCGAUGCGCCGCCGAGUGAAAAGAAAACCCCGAGCAAUUACCCGGACAACAGCCGCAUUCCUUUUCCGUCCAGCAGCAGCAACGGCAACGACAUGGUAUCGCCCUGGCUGGUUUCUUCGGAGGUGGUAUCGGCCCCUAAGGGACGCGAGCCGACCAUCAUUCGCAAAUCCGUUAUUACAACCCAGUUGUAAUUAUUGUUUAACUGUAACCCCUUCUUCGAGUAUAAGCUAAAUGUUCGUAUUUAUAAUCGGUAGCUAUGGAAAUCUAGGCAGACGUUACGUAUUCGUAUUUUAUCGUAGACAAACUUAGACAAGUUUUAAGCAUUCCAAGCGAGAGCAACGACAAAAAGACAAUGAGAGAGCAGGUCCAAUCAAAAGUAAACUGUCCAUAAAUGUGCCUUAAUGAUCUAUAUUUAUAUACUUUACAUAUAUCAUAUACACCGAUCGAUACGAUAUCGAGGAACAAAAUGUGCUAAACCGUGUACUUAAUAAAGUAUUCAUCCGCCUAAAUGUAA
Messenger RNA from Drosophila subpulchrella, 3968 nucleotides. RefSeq names its product band 4.1-like protein 5. The transcript is spliced from 10 exons. Gene Ontology annotation, molecular function: cytoskeletal protein binding. Gene Ontology annotation, cellular component: cytoskeleton. Lineage: Eukaryota; Metazoa; Arthropoda; Insecta; Diptera; Drosophilidae. The record is from RefSeq and is a predicted model, not a curated record. The coding region runs from base 721 to 3645 and encodes 974 amino acids.